CGGGCACGCAUGACUGCGUCGAGCCAUGCCGCGGCACGCAUCAAGUUCCGGCAGCACCGGCUGCUUCCUUCGGGCUGCAUGCAGCGCAAGGGCUUCAACGUACAUGUUGUUGGCGGGGACGUUCAUGGAAAGUACUUUGCCUUUUGCUCGACGCUCGCCGUGUACGUGUACGACAUCAAGACGCUCCAACUCUACCGGCUGCUCUCGACCGCAGACAACCUCGCGGGGCUCGCGUGGUGCAUGUCGCAACAGUACGGCCACUGGCUCGCGUCUGUUAGUUUGUCUCGAAAGGUCGUCGUGUACGAUAUCGAGACCGAACAAAUCGUGUACGAUGUCCUGUUGCCACACCCCCCAGUGUCGUUUCAGUGGCAUCCGCUGUCGCUGCAGCUCAUCGUGGCCACAGCCGAUCCAUUGGGAAAGACGUCAUCGGCAUCGACGCUGCUGUGCUGGACGAUCGACCACCCCAACAGGUCGACGGCGCUCAACACCCUUCGGCCCCACAGCACUGUGCUGGCCGGAGGGAGUGCCGUGACAGUAAUUCGUUUCAACACGGCUGGCACGUUGGCCAUCGGGUUGGAGAAUGGCUGCAUCGUCAUCUACAACGAGAAAGACCCUACCCUUCGUGUGUUGGACAAGAAGAAGAUCAAGAAGCAGACCGCCCCGGCGAGCCCCUCUGCCUCGAACGCCAUCAUUGAUUUGCAGUGGGAUGGUCUGUCUACAAUCUACCUCCUCGUGGCCACGCGGGAUGGCCAUUGCGCGCUGUGGGAGGUCACCGACGUCACCGGCGCGCCGCUCCACUCGUUCGACAAGCAAGGCUCUGGAACAUCUGCCAUCUCUUGGCUGCCGUGGGGAUCUGGGCUGUUUGUGACGGCCAACGCCCGCACCGGGAACCUCAAGCUAUGGAACGUGUCUCAGUCGACUCCGCUCGAGCAUCUUCGUGUGCGUCCAUCGGGGGUUGGCAUUCAUGGCAUGGCGUUGCUCCCAGUUACUCAGCAUCUAGUCUGCGCAUCCACCGACGGUUCGAUCGCGCUGUAUCACGUUCCGCGGCGCCAGCUCGCAUGGCAGAGUCAGGCUGGUCACCAGGAAACGAUCUUCGACCUGCGCUUUCAGCCGAUGUCUGCUCACGUUCUGGCAACGUGCGGCCACGACGGCGCCGUGCGUGUAUGGAACACAAGCACGAUGGAGUGCACGCACCACUUGCAGCCACAGGACGUUGGAGGCAUCGCGUACACAUUGGCCUGGUCUCCAUCGGACCCAAAUCGCAUCGCUUCCGGAACGUCCCUCGGCACGGUGUACGUGUGGGACGUGGCGACGUUGGCGCCGACGCUGCGAUGUACGCACCACACGGACGCCAUCUUCUGCGUGUCGUGGCGAGAAUCUAGCAAACACAACCACCGGAGUCCGCGACGAGCCAAGCCGUCCAUGCUAGCUUCGUCGUCCAAGGACAAGUCGAUCGUCAUCUUUCACGACAUUGCGUCGUCGUCCUCUCGGUCACUCGAUACAGACGGCCGCGAACAACCACACGUUGUGCGGCGGUACUUGCUUCCGUGUCCAGCCACCGGGUGUGCUUGGCGGCCAGGGAACACGGGCCUUCUAGCCGUUGGCGGAAACGAUCACUUGGUGCGACUUUUUGACGUGGAUAACCGAGCCGUGGACGCCCCCAUCCGAAUCCUGGCUGCGCAUGACGCCCGCGUGUUUCAAACCGUGUGGUACCCGCACCAGACGACGCACGGAUGGCUCGCCACGAGUUCUGACGACUGCACCGUUCGCGUCUGGACAAUUCCUCAGUCGAGCCCCAGUACGCACGACCCGGAUGCAAAACAAACGACCAGCGAUCAAGACGUCGCGUCGGCCGCCGUCGUGCCGUACAUCACGCUCAAAGGUCACUCGAACUUCGUGCGAGCGCUCGUGUGGAGCACGGCCGCUCCCAACGCCUCCCCUCCCACGACCUCUUUGCGCGACGAUGGGGCCGAGAGAGAAACGUCGAACGCAGAGACGCGGCGACCCACCACUCCUUUGCUCCUCAGCGGGAGCUGGGAUAGCACGAUUCGCAUUUGGGACGUUGAAAAGCGUGAGUGCCGACUCGUGGUGUCGGAUCACCUGGCCGACGUCUACGGCAUCGCGACGCACCCGAAUGCACCGAAUGUAUUUGUGUCGUGCUCGAGGGAUACAACCGUGCGAUUUUGGGGGCUCUCGACGCCCGCGACGCAGCAGCACGUGCUGAAAACGAUGCUGCAAAUGGCGUCCGCAACCACCCCUGCGGAAGUCGCUGAGCUCGCAUCAAUCGUCGCAAAGCAUUCAAGCGCUCGCGGCGUCACCAACCUCAUGUCAUUGCUGAAUGAAAAAACCCGGGCACCGACGGUGACGAGUGCGAGGAGCAGCAGCCCAAACGGAACGCCACUCCAGUUUGCGCUCGCGUCGACUGCGACGAUGGUUGUGCCUGCUGAAGAUCAGUUGCUGGACGUGGCGAUGGAGCACGCAAGGCGUCUCGAAUGUGGCCAUGGGCGGCGAUCCAAACCGACAAAACUCAACCAGGGAGAUGCGCUGCGCCAGGCUGCGACGCAGUAUUUGAAAGCCGGCGCCGUGCACAAGUACUGCCAGUUGCUCGUUGAGGUGGACGACUGGGAAGCAGCACUGGCGAUGGCGCCUGCCGUGUCACUGGCGUAUUGGCGGGAGCUCGCGUCCAAGUACGCCGACGUUUUGCAAGCCAAAGAAGACGAAGCCGCUUUUGCGUACUACCUCGCGACGCAGCAACUCCCGAAAGCCGUCCAAGUGCUUCAAUCGCGCGGGCAGUUCAACGAUGCGUGCGUAGUUGCCAAAGCUCACACAACACUGUCGUGUGCCCCGGCAGCGCAUGAAGAAUCGGUCCUUCCUCCAUCGACGUUGCCUCGGUCGUCCGAUGCUUGUCCCAACGAAAUCCUGAUGGAUUUGGACGCUUCUGAAGGAACACACCAGGACAAGUGCUCCACAGCGACUCCGCCAACGUCAUGCCAUCGAAGCGCCAGCAAAAAGGAAAACGAUAUGACCAUCGCCGCCCGAGAUGUGUCGACGCGCCGGCUCCUUGACACGACGUACACCUGGUUGGCCGAUCUCUACACGAGCCGAGGUGACCCAGUCCUGGCAGCGUGCUGCCAUUUGGCAGUAGCCCACGUCGGUGACGCUAUCGACCGGUUGGUUCGUGGCGAUGAGCUCGAAUUGGCGUGGGUGGUGUGUCGAUGGCACGGGUUGGCGCCAAGCGAUGCGAUCGUGGCUGCGGUCGUGGGUCGGUGUGAAGCCCUCGGGAACGGGGCGCUGGCGCUGGCGUUUGCAAAGGCGUUGUCAUGUCCUCAAAGAGAGAUGGCUCUGUCGUUCGCUCGACUGAAUCGGCCGCCCGAGCUGAGGCAGCUCGCCCACGUCGCUGACCUUCCGGAGCUCGAACGUUCCUUGGCCUUGCAUCUCGCCAACAAUCACGUGGUCGACGCAAUUGAGACGUGCUUGGUGCUGGAUCGGACGGCGCAGGCCGUCGACUUGGCGACGACUCAUCUACGAGCCCACGUGAACAACUCGUCACUGGCUCUCGUGGGGGCCUCCGAGUCGUCGCAAGUUCUGAUGGACAUCACCCACGUGCUUCGGUCCGCGGACCUAUCUCCUCUCGAACCUAGACCACGGGCGGUGGCUCUCGCAUACAUGGCCCUUGCGGGCGCCAUGCGAGCCAUCGACGCGCGGUUCCCGCUCGUUUUGGUCUCGUACUUGCUGCAGGUCGUGCACACCCAAGUGAACAGCUACAACGUGCCGUUUCCGAUCUCAACGACCAAGCUGUUGCUCCUGGAGGCAGAGUACGCCAGUCGCAUCGACGUGACCAAGGCGUCUCUGCUGCUGGCUCAAAUCGCUACGACCGUUGCAAGCGUCGACAAACCUGGCAGUGACAACGACGCGCAGUUGCACGAUUACGUCGCGACGCUGCAGCGACAAGUGCACAGCCAGCCUCGAGAUCUCUGGGUCGACCCAGCAUACACCCAUGGAGCGGUGGUGGUCUCUGGCUCCAAGCUGCCGUCGGCCGGGCAAUCGCGGCACCCGAUCAUCUCGAUCUUGACUGGAGACGUAAUCCAUGGCCCGUUUGUGCGGCUCGAAGACGACGUGUCUGCGCUCACGUUGGAGGAAGCCAUCAUGUGGCAUCGCGUAAACCCGUUCUCACCGUUGUCAACGGGAGACAAGCUGCGCUUCGAUUAGCUAGCUCGACCGGUUCCAACAUGACGACAAAUCUAUUCGACUCGCUCCGCUGCGAACGCUCCUGUACACGAACGCUACCGAGUACAAGCAACCUCCCUCGACCUUUCGAUCGCUUCGUUCGUUGGAGUUGUCCUUCGUCGAGUUGAGUGGCAGGCCACCUGUGCCGACGCUGCGUCAGCAAUCUGUACGGCCGCAUCACUUGGAGUCGAGUUUGUUGCGGCAGUCGUUCGCCAACUUCCACGACUCGACCAAGUCGAUGGCCCGUGGCUCUGGCGAGUCCCUGUCUGCGUCGUCUCGACGAGAUGUCCGGCGGUGGUGGAGGUGGCGGAUGUCCGUCAUGACGAGCGAUGCCGUGUCGGCAUUUUCAUCCAGCACUCCAUUUGCCAUGAGCUGGUGGUGCCGCGACUCCAAGAUGGCCUCCAGCUGUACCAAUGCUUCGUACGAGCGACUGCGCCGCCUUGGUGGCAUCGUCGCGUCAGCAUUGCUAUGGCCGCUGGCUUCUCUGUCGUCACGCAGGGGGGGAGUUAGGGGUGUCGACGGAACGGUAGGGAUCGAUGAAGGCAGUGAUUGGGACGGCGGCUACACAGAUUAUUCGAAUCGUGACAUGGACGGAAGAGUUGCGAGAUGCAACGAGUGCAGGGCCUCUCCGGAAUGAUAUGUUUG
Messenger RNA from Aphanomyces invadans, 4872 nucleotides. RefSeq lists its product as hypothetical. The record is from RefSeq and is a predicted model, not a curated record. Bases 10 to 4209 code for a protein of 1399 amino acids. NCBI's taxonomy places the organism in Eukaryota, Oomycota, Saprolegniomycetes, Saprolegniales, Verrucalvaceae. Gene Ontology annotation, molecular function: protein binding. The transcript has 16 exons.